AUGACUUACAACACAGCUGCUAAGAGUCCUGGUCAUCAAAACUAUGGGAAAUGUACAUACUACAGCGAUUACCUUGCUCUUGUGCAUAUCAUAUCAGGCAAGGCCCUCGACAGGACCAGGUGGGUGCUGAGGGUUGAGUUUGACAAGCUUGUGUGGGUGCCAUACACUCAAUGGGACCACAUCUGGUCAACCAGAAAAAUGGACACAUCCACAUGGAAGGCACUUCCUUCUGGGACAAAAGGAGGCCCAUUGGUUGGCAUCAACCUGAGGUGCACCCAGGAACAGGUCACCCUGUGGGUGUUUGAGCAGCCUCAUGAGGGUGACCAGCUUGUGGCAGACUCUGAGGGGGAGAUGGAGGAUUGA
This is a messenger RNA of Suillus subaureus, 363 nucleotides long. RefSeq lists its product as uncharacterized. The record is from RefSeq and is a predicted model, not a curated record. Bases 1 to 363 code for a protein of 120 amino acids. The transcript has a single exon. NCBI's taxonomy places the organism in Eukaryota, Fungi, Basidiomycota, Agaricomycetes, Boletales, Suillaceae.